AUGGGCUUCGCCGAGUGGCGGAUAUGGCACAUGAGCAGUCCCCAAGGCCUGGCCCUCGUGGGCAUAUGGAAAGUCUGCAUCUACCAAGUGCCGCGCACCCGCGUCGCACCUUUCUGCCACAGCUAUCCGUUCUUCGACAGUUACCUCCCUCCUUCAUUUCAGAGAGUCCAGUACCUCCUGCUCCUCGGCGUUAUUCUGGGGUACCUGGGAAAGGUCGCCCUCAUUCUGGCUCUCUGGAAUGUGUUCAUGGCGAAGUUGUCUGAGACGAAGAAUUAUUUUCUGAUGUCCGGGUUUCUGUGCACCGUCGCGAGCAUCUGCGUUUUCCUGACUGUCAUCUACACGUACCAAGCCGUAAGCAGCGAGCAGGGCAUUGACUUCCCAUCGUCGUUUUCAAUGCCCUCCAGGCCCGACUCACAGGAACUUGGCACUGCGCCUUUGGUAGCAUCCCUGGGAGCCACCAUGAUGUUCCUGAGUGGUUUAUUUUCCCUUUUCCAGAAACUCCCCUGA
Sorex araneus (European shrew) is the source of this 507-nucleotide messenger RNA. RefSeq names its product claudin-34-like. The transcript has a single exon. Gene Ontology annotation, molecular function: structural molecule activity. Gene Ontology annotation, cellular component: plasma membrane; bicellular tight junction. The record is from RefSeq and is a predicted model, not a curated record. Gene Ontology annotation, biological process: bicellular tight junction assembly; cell adhesion. Lineage: Eukaryota; Metazoa; Chordata; Mammalia; Eulipotyphla; Soricidae. The coding region runs from base 1 to 507 and encodes 168 amino acids.